AUGCCGCGCUCCUUCCUGGUGAAAACGCACUCCAGCCACAGGGUCCCCAACUACGGGGAGCUGGAGACGCAGAGAGAAAUCAAUGGCUCCUGUUCUGCCUGUGGGGGGCUGGUGGUGCCCCUCCUCCUCCCGGACAGGGCGACCCCUCCCAUUCCUGGUGACCUUGCCCAACCCUGGGACCACACCUCUGUCAUCACCUGCAUCUCCCUGCCCCUCCCAGAAGCUCCGGGGGCCUCUGAGCCAGACCCCUUGGAAGUCAGCUUGCUGGACCCUCAUGCUGGCCGGGCUCCGAGCAUACCCCUCAAAGACAGCCUGAACCACUUCAGCCUGCCCCCAUUGCUGGUUCUGCCCACGCGGUGGCCCCCAAUUCUGGGCCCAGAUGGGGACCAGGCUCCAGACAGACUGCUGGGAGGUGAGCAGGCCCCCUGCACCCCAAGUGCCUUCCAGUGCAUCCACUGCCACAAGCCCUACCAUACACUGGCCGGGUUGGCCAGGCACCGUCAGUUGCACUGCCACCUGCAGUCUCAGCGCUGCUUCACCUGCAAGUAUUGUGACAAGGAGUACUCCAGCCUGGGUGCCCUCAAAAUGCACAUCCGUACGCACACGCUGCCCUGCAUUUGUGCCAUCUGUGGCAAGGCCUUCUCCAGGCCCUGGCUGCUCCAGGGCCACAUUCGGACCCACACAGGUGAGAAGCCUUAUGCCUGCUCUCACUGCAGCAGGGCCUUUGCCGACCGUUCAAAUCUCCGGGCCCACCUGCAGACACACUCCGACACCAAGAAAUACCAGUGCAAGAGCUGCGCCAAGACCUUCUCUCGCAUGUCGCUCUUGGCGCGGCAUGAGGAGUCUGGCUGCUGCCCUGGUCCCUGAGAGGCAUUGGUUUGGUGCAGGUAGGAGGGACAGGACCUCACCCUGAGAGACCAUCGUGGGUGCCCCUCUU
This is a messenger RNA of Miniopterus natalensis, 937 nucleotides long. It is a transcript of the gene SNAI3, whose product is annotated as snail family transcriptional repressor 3. The record is from RefSeq and is a predicted model, not a curated record. Lineage: Eukaryota; Metazoa; Chordata; Mammalia; Chiroptera; Miniopteridae. Gene Ontology annotation, molecular function: RNA polymerase II cis-regulatory region sequence-specific DNA binding; DNA-binding transcription factor activity, RNA polymerase II-specific. Gene Ontology annotation, biological process: regulation of DNA-templated transcription.